This is a messenger RNA of Kwoniella shivajii, 1260 nucleotides long. RefSeq lists its product as uncharacterized. The coding region runs from base 1 to 1260 and encodes 419 amino acids. NCBI's taxonomy places the organism in Eukaryota, Fungi, Basidiomycota, Tremellomycetes, Tremellales, Cryptococcaceae. The transcript has 2 exons. The record is from RefSeq and is a predicted model, not a curated record.
AUGCAUAACCAAUAUCCAUCAGAUAAAUCCUUAUCAACGAUAUUCGACCCUUCUACACCUCCUCAAGGAUCAUCCUCUCGACCGAGUUAUCCUUCACCAACAACAGCGACUGAAUCCGAACCAUUCAUCAGAUCGCCAACGAUCCCAUCUUCACCGGCACCUGCAUACACAGCUUUACCGCAUCGUGAUGUAGAUUUUCAUUUCACCCCCAUGUUAGAAGGUAAAGUAGGGGAAGUAGAAUUGGAGACAAUUGAUGGGAAAAGGUUUUUGGUUCAUAAAAAGGUUUUAGAGCAGGAAACAGUAUUUUUCCAUAUAUAUUACGGUUUCGUUCCAGUAUGGAGAUUAAACGCAGCUUCUUCCUCUUCCUCUUCGUCAUCUGAAAACCUGGCUAUACCUAUUCAUCAAGCUACUUCAGUACCCCCUUCUUCCAACACCAUUACUCCUAGGACUACUACACAGGGAUUAAACAGUUUAUUCUGUCUACCUAAAAUCAUCGUUAACACAUUAUCAAGAAAUUCAGUAUCAGCUUCACCUUGUCCACCUCCUCCUGCAUUUGAGAAUCAUUCGCUUCCUCCACCAUUACCACCCAAAGAUAACGUCACAGCUCCUACGCCCACCAGUUCACCUUACACUUGGGUGGUACCUGAAUCUUCGACUGUCUUGGUCGCUUUCUUAUCAUUGAUCUAUCCUCGAGGAAUAAUAACCAGGAGUCCGAAUGAUUUACUUGAUUCGUUAGAAAUAACUAGUAAAGUAGUUAGAGCUUCGUUAGGAUAUCAAUCUUCCAAAGCAUUGAACAUCUCGAGAGAUAGAUUGAGUCAUUGGAUGAUUGAACAACCAAUCGAAACUUAUUCGAUGGCUAGUUUCUUCAAGUUCAAUGAUUUGAUCAAAUUAUCUUCCUCGUACGCUUUAUCUAUCCCACCCGAACGAUGGUCUGAAGAAACGAAUCAUAUAAUGGGACGUAAAGCAUGUAACAAGUUGAUCGAUUUACAACACACAAGAUUAGAAGGAUUAAAGAGUAUCCUGAAUAAUCCAAUGGAGAGGGAUGAACAUUCAUGUGGAUGCGUGAGGUUCAAAAUGGCAGAACAAGUUUGGAUUAGUAUGACUAAACAUUUAAAAGAAGAUCUGAAGCCAGAGAUGGAGUUGCUGGAACUGUUACAGGUCGACUUGAGAGGUGGUCAUUGUGGUGAUUGUUUGGUUUUAUUAGGUAAAUCAAUACAAAAAGCCAUUUUGGAAGCGAAGGAAUUGCCCAAAUCUCUUUGA